AUGAAGAAAUGCUGUGUUUGCAAGAAAAGUGGUGCUUCAAUUGGAUGUGUUGCACCUCGAUGUAAACGAAGUUAUCAUUUCCCGUGUGGACUUCAGAGAGAAUGUAUUUUCCAGUUCACUGGAAAUUUUGCGUCAUUUUGUUGGAACCAUCGACCUGUUCAAAUAAUUACACCUAAUAAUUAUAGGGAAUCCGUACCAUGCACCAUUUGCUUGGAGUUUAUUGAGCCUAUUCCAACUUAUAGCAUAUUACGAAGUCCUUGUUGUAAAAAUGCUUGGUUUCAUAGAGACUGUUUACAGGUUCAAGCAAUAAAUGCAGGAGUGUUUUUCUUUAGGUGCACAGUAUGCAAUAAUAGUGACAUAUUUCAGAAAGAGAUGUUGAGAAUGGGAAUUCAUAUUCCUGAAAAAGAUGCAUCUUGGGAAUUAGAAGAAAAUGUUUAUCAAGAGCUUCUGCAGCACUAUGAGCAUUGUGAUGUACGAAGAUGUCGUUGCAAGGAAGGGCGAGGCUAUAAUGUGCCUAGUAGCAAAUGGGAAAUAAAGCGUUGUCAAUCUUGUGGUUCUAGUGGAACACAUUUAGCCUGUUCCUCACUACGAUCGUGGGAACAAAAUUGAGAGUGUUUGGACUGUAGAGGUAUUACCUACAACUCAGGGGGUUUCCAAAAAGCCAAAAAACAUACAUUACCCAACACUAACAAUGUUGGAAUAAAUGAUUGCUUGUUGGAAGAAUCAUCACCUAAAUUACCCAAACAGUCACCUGGAGCCCAGCAAAAAGAUCUGCUGAGGCAAGGCAACAAAUUUAGGAGAGACAUUUCAACAAUAAUUAUAGAGCUAGGAUUUCAAAUUAUUAAAAAAACAAAAAGAUUAUAUAUCAACAAAGCCGAUAUCUGGAAUAGUGCCUUAAAUGGAUUGAGAAAUCAAAAGUUUAAUCCUUCAUACACAAUUGAAGUUGCAUAUGUUAAUGAAAAUGAUAAUUUUGGAACAGAGCAUCCUGGAUCAAAGCAAGAAUUCCUAAGUCUUUUAAUGCAACAUCUUGAGAACUCACCAUUGUUUGAAGGGUCCUUGUCAAAGAACUUGUCCCUAAAUUCUCAAGCUCUGAAAGAGAAUCAUUACUAUGAAGCUGGCAAAAUGCUUGCCAUUUCUUUGGCUCAUGGUGGUCCUUCACCUGGUUUUUUUUCUAAAACUUUGUUUAACUGCCUUGUUUUUGGACCAGAAAAUACCUUUCCAACUUUAGAUGAUGUUUCAGACUUUGAUGUGGCACAGAUUUUAAUCAGGAUAAAUAGUGCAACAAAUGUAGCUGACUUAAACUCAAUUAUGAAUGAAUGCUAUAACUACCUAGAGCUUAUUGGAUGUCUAAGAAUUAUAACAUCAUUAAGUGACAAAUAUUUAUUGGCAAAAGACAUACUUGCUUACCAUGUAAUUAAAAGAGUCCAAGCACCUUUUGAAAGUUUUAAGCAGGGUCUGAAAACUCUUGGAGUUUUGGAGAAAAUUCAGACUUAUCCAGAAGCAUUUUAUAGCAUCUUCUGUCAUAAACCUGAGAAUCUUUCUGCAAAAAUGCUUAGAGAUCUUUUUACAGUACACACAUGUGACGCACAGUCUUUGGGAUUUUGGAACAGUUACUUACAGGCUGUUGAGGAUGGUAAAUCUGCAACAACAUUGGAAGACAUUCUUAUUUUUGCAACUGGUUGCAAUUCCAUUCCACCUGCUGGAUUUAAACCCACUCCUUCAGUUGAGUGCCUUCAUAUGGAUUUUCCUGUUGGAAACAAGUGUAAUAACUGUUUAGCUCUUCCAAUUACCAAUACAUAUAAAGAAUUUCAAGAAAAAAUGGACUUUUCCAUAAGAAACACUUUAAGACUAGAAAAAGAAGAAAGCUCUCACUACAUUGGACAUUAAGAUGUUUUGAACAAAGAGAUGCUUCUUUAAAGCUGCUAUUGAUAUUUUUGUUUCAGAAAUCUGUCCAUUAUCACUUUUGAACAAACUUGUCAGCUUCUUGGUCCAAUAAAAUGUAUGAUGUAAAUAUUAAGGAAUGUUUUGGCCAUUUAAACUAAAAAAAUUUUGUUAAGGUAUACCAUUUAAAGUUGAUGAUGUUUUUCUAUUUUGUUAGUAUACAUGCUUUAUAAUGUUCAAUAAAAAUUUUUUUAGAAUGGCUGUUAGACUUUCUUCAAGCAUAGUAGCAUGGUAUAUAUAAGAAAAAAACUUUUACUCACUAUUUUUGUAAAUUUGGAUUAGCUAUAGGAUGCCACAUUUCAAAUUAUUUUUUAUUUUAAAGCAUUAAAUGGAAAAGCUAAUUGAUAAAUUCUGUUAUAUAAAUCAAAGGCACAUAUUCUGGGGUAUGUGUUACAUAUAUCCUUUUCUAGGAUGGCACUAAAUUGGUUGUUAAAAAUGUUAUUUUUAGAUUACUGAUUAUAUUAAAAUAGACCCACACUGCAAUUAGAUUAUGCCUAAGGAAGUACAUAUUACAGAAAAAGCGGAAUUGCACAAAUAUUCUAUAAUCUAUGGACAUUCCAUAGUCUUAAAAAUACUCCUGAGGUGGAUAAAAAUAUAUUAAAAAGUGUAUUCUUUAAAGCCUUGGCUUUAAUCAUAGGAGUUUUUCCCCAUGUUAGAUCCAUACUCAUUUCAGGUAUCUGAAUGAUAUCUGUGGGUUGUCAUAUGGUGGUUUGGCUAUUUGACAGGUAUUUAUUUUUAAGAUGAUAGUAUGAUAGGUAAGCUCGCACCACUGCUUUACUGCUAUUUUUUUUUGCUCUUGAAAGGUAUCUGUUAUUUUAUAGGUAAUGUAGAAAUAUGUAAGAAAGAAAUACAAAUAGAAUGGAAAACCCACUCUAAUCUCACCAUGCAGAAUUAACUGAUGUGUUUCCGCCUUUCCUUCUACAAACUCUUUUGUUCCAUUUACUAAAAGUAACAAGAAACUAUGUAAGAACAAUUUGAAGUUUAUGUCCCCAUCCAUAGUCAUGUCACCAUAAUUAUAUACACUUUCACAAAAGAAGAAAUUGGAAAAGUCUAAUUUUUAUACUGUUAUCAAAUAUAAAUGGGUUUUCCACCAAAGUAAAUCAUAUGAGAGGUAAAUUGCUUAGUUGCAAACACAUUUUUCUUCUUUUUCUUUUUUUAAAAUAUUGAUUUCAGGGAGGAAUGGAGAGGAAGAGAGAGAGAUAGAAACAUCAAUGAUGAGAAUCAUUGAUCAGCUGCCUCCUGCACGCCCCCUACUGGGGAUUGAGCCGGCAACCCGGGCAUGUUCCCCUGACCAGAAUCGAACCCAGGACCCUUCAGUCCGCAGAGUGAUGCUCUAUCUGCUGAGCCAAACCGCCUAGGGCCACAUUUGUCCUGAUACACAAAAUAGGUGUCAGCUAUCAUCAUAAUUCUCAUUUUCCCUGAGAAACAUCCCUAAGUUAUUGAUUUUUGUUGUUAAUCCUCACCUGAGGAUAUUUUUUACAUUGAUUUUUUAGAGAGAGUGGGAGGGAGGGAGAAGGGGAAAGAGAGAAAAAGAAACAUUGAUUGAAAGAGACAUUGAUUGGUUGCUACCUGCACAUGCCUCAGCCAGCCAGGGAUUGAAGCUGAGACCCUUCCAUGCUUGGGCCAGUGCUCUAACCAUUGAGCAUGCCAGCCAGGGCAGUUAUUGAUAUUUUUAAAGAAAAAUAAAGGGAUUGAUUUGAUAUUGGUAAUAUAUCUCUUAAUACCAAAAGAAAAGUAAAGCAUAGUCCUAGUGUACUUUUCUUUGUUAUACUUACUAACAGACCCAGCAAAGUAAAGUUUCACUUUCAUUUAAAAUGUUUAAGAACAUUAAGGUAUUUCUUUGUCUUUUGUUAAAUUUUUAAUUAUUGAAAGUAAUUAAAAGGACCUAUUAUUAAAAAAGGGUUUGAAUAUCUAAUAUAAACCUCAAACUUGCCAUAUAGCUUUUAUUUAAAAUGUUUUGAUAGAUUGGCUACUUCAUUCUUUAAUCUACCAAGUUUUAUGAACUUUAAAAAGCCUCUAAA
This is a messenger RNA of Myotis daubentonii (Daubenton's bat), 3962 nucleotides long. RefSeq names its product G2/M phase-specific E3 ubiquitin-protein ligase-like. Gene Ontology annotation, molecular function: ubiquitin-protein transferase activity. The record is from RefSeq and is a predicted model, not a curated record. Lineage: Eukaryota; Metazoa; Chordata; Mammalia; Chiroptera; Vespertilionidae. Gene Ontology annotation, cellular component: nucleus.